Molecule: messenger RNA, 2786 nt
Organism: Amphibalanus amphitrite
Lineage: Eukaryota; Metazoa; Arthropoda; Thecostraca; Balanomorpha; Balanidae
Product: probable G-protein coupled receptor No9
Exons: 3
Coding region: 460-1890 (476 amino acids)
Biological process (GO): adenylate cyclase-activating adrenergic receptor signaling pathway
Cellular component (GO): membrane
Molecular function (GO): adrenergic receptor activity
Source: RefSeq, a predicted model, not a curated record
GCCGCACGGGGCGCCAGUAGCGGCCCGCACUCGGCUGGGGGAAGAGCUCUGCCGCGCCGCCGCCGCCGCCGCCGCAGCGUGCAGACGCCGCACGCGCUUCCCAGUGACCCGAGCCGAGAGGUGGGCGCGCGCGCAGUGCACGGCCCAGGCUGACCCCUGCGAAGUGAGCGAGCCUCGAGCGCGGGCCUUGGGUGAGGAGAGACGGAGCAGAGGUCAGCGGGGAGCGCCAGGUGACCCGGCGGGACCUGACCCACACCCCGGGCAGGACGGAGCCGUAACCGCCGACCGUCCCGAACUCUGCCGUCCGCAGCUGGGGCAUCGGCGGUCUCACACGCGCCACACUGAUCGGAAAGCAGACGAUCCAGGGCUUCAUGGGACAACAAUCUAUGUGAUUUUAAGUGGAACGCAUCACAUAUCAAAGGCGCGGUGGGGACGGCAGAGCGGCCGGCGCGGCUCGCCAUGGAAGGGCCGCCGCUGUCGCCGGCGCCGGCCGAUAACGUGACGCUGAACGUGAGCUGCGGCCGGCCGGCGACGCUGUUCGACUGGGCCGACCACCGGCUCAUCUCGCUGCUGGCGCUCGCCUUCCUCAACCUGAUGGUGGUGGCCGGCAACCUGCUGGUCGUGAUGGCCGUGUUCGUGCACAGCAAGCUGCGCACCGUCACCAACCUGUUCAUCGUGUCGCUGGCCUGCGCCGACCUGCUCGUCGGCAUGCUGGUGCUGCCCUUCUCGGCGACGCUGGAGGUGCUCGACGUUUGGCUGUACGGCGACGUCUGGUGCAGCGUCUGGCUGGCCGUCGACGUCUGGAUGUGCACCUCGUCCAUCCUGAACCUGUGCGCCAUCAGCCUGGACCGCUACCUGGCCGUCAGCCAGCCCAUCAGCUACCCGAGCCUGAUGUCGACGCGCCGCGCCAAGCAGCUGAUCGCCGCCGUCUGGGUGCUCAGUUUCGUCAUCUGCUUUCCGCCGCUGGUCGGUUGGAACGACCGGCCGGGCACGCUGAUCGGCUCGCGGGGCUCCUCGGCGUGCCGGCUGACCUGCGAGCUGACCAACGAGCGCGGCUACGUCAUCUACUCGGCACUCGGCUCCUUCUUCCUGCCCAGCACUGUGAUGCUGUUCUUCUACGGCCGUAUUUACCGGACGGCAGUGAGCACGACGCGCGCCAUCGCGCAGGGCUUCCGCACCACCAAGGAGGACGAGGAGGGCCGGCUGACGCUGCGCAUCCACCGCGGUCGGUCGGUGACGCAACGCGCCGAGCAGGCGGCCGCCGGCGGCGCGCGCGCGCACGGCCAGGUGCGGCUGACGCUCAGCGAGCCCGGCGCGCGCCGCCAGAACAAGCCCUCGUUUGUGGUGCACUGUCGCGAGGACAGCCGCGCCAAGAACCAGUACGAGAUCUACACGGUGGUUGAGGGUGACUCGCGGCCGGGCCGGCGCGUGCCGCAGCCGCAGCGGCCCGCCAAGAAGCUGAGCUCGGCCUCGCAGAGCUCCGAGGACGACUCGCGGCCGCCGCGGUUCAUAUCACGCGUCAGCCGGCGGAACGUCAGACACCAGGCGCGGCGGUUUCACAUGGAGACCAAGGCGGCAAAGACGGUGGGCAUCAUCGUGGGCCUGUUCAUCCUGUGCUGGCUGCCAUUCUUUGUGUGCUACCUGGUGCGGGGCUUCUGCGCCGACUGCGUGCCGCCGCUGCUGUUCAGCGUGUUCUUCUGGUUGGGCUACUGCAACUCGGCCGUCAACCCGUGCGUGUACGCGCUGUGCAGCCGCGACUUUCGGUUCGCGUUCAGCAGCAUCCUGUGCAAGUGUGUGUGCCGGCGCGGCGCCAUGGAGCGCCGGUUCCGGCGGACGCUGCUGGUGGGCAACCGCAGUCAGACAGAGGAGGACUGUGAGGUGGCCGACUGACCGGGCCGGCGGCGGGCGCGGCGCCGAGCCCGCCGGCCCCCGCCGCCCCACGACCGCGACCCCGACCCCGACCGCCAGUCCCACCCCACCUCCGACCACGUACAAACCCGGCUCUAGUCAGACCGCGCCGCGCCGCCCGACCAGAAUCAAAACUAAGCGAGGUCGCCGGCGAACUCUUCGCUCGCGCUGGCGAACGGCAGCGCGCCGCCGCGCAGCGCACUCCACCCAGUGGAUCUCCGAUCGCGCUGGCAGUGUGCGUGCUCCUGUGCAGAGUGAAUGAUUAGGGACUCCAUGCAAAUGACGCUAAUUGUUAGGCGCACUACAAUUAUCCCGGCGGAGCGACAUAUUCACCGCUAGAUUGCGCUGAACUUGACUCGUAUGUUUUGUACUUGCAGCAAAUUGACUGACAAGAUAAGUAUUAGCUCCUGAAUCAAGACUGUUCAUGGGGGAUGAGGCAGUGUGAGUGUGCCUCUCAGGUGACCAAACGAGAGGCAUCUCACGAGCUCCGUCUUGCGGCGGUGGCCGAACGCUCUCCAUACUUGUGAAGCAAUGACACAGGCCCGCGCCCGACAGGCUAGAGGCCAGCGGUGCGCAUUGGGUACUGUGUUCCACCGGUUCUAUACUGUUUGACUGGUGCGUACUGCGUAUGGCUGUCUUGCAUCUGCUCUCCGAUACAUACUCCAUCGCUCAGGAAUGGAUAAGUUUUCAAAUGCAUCAUGUAGCUCUAGACGUAUCAUGACCAAUUUGUCCUUUAGGAAAUUCGGAGGAUUUUGAACCGUUUGUACCUACCUACCAAAUGUUGGCGGAUCUAUUUAUGAGUCUUGUGGAAAACUGUCAACUUCCCUGUCACUUUAAAAAUGGACAGUCAAACAGUGUCAUUUAUCGCGCAAUCAAAG